Vicia villosa (hairy vetch) is the source of this 1051-nucleotide messenger RNA. RefSeq names its product dirigent protein 1-like. NCBI's taxonomy places the organism in Eukaryota, Viridiplantae, Streptophyta, Magnoliopsida, Fabales, Fabaceae. The record is from RefSeq and is a predicted model, not a curated record. The coding region runs from base 427 to 969 and encodes 180 amino acids. The transcript has a single exon.
UUCUAGAGUGUGACGUUUAUCAAACUCCCCAAUAAAAAAAACUGAUAUUCUUAUUUUUGCUAGUGUUAUGCCUUAAACCAUGGUAACUUGAGACAAUCUUUUACAAGAUGUUGCCGAAUUUUUGUACGUUAAACGACAUCUUAAAAUUUCAACAUUUUAUACAUUCAUAAGAGAUGUUGGAUUUUACCAUUCACAGUUUAACAAAUUCUAUAAUAAGAUCCAACAUAAGAUCUGACUACGUUCCACGAACCAGACUCUGUUACCAGCAAUUAUAUAAAAAAAAUUAAGACAGUAUAAAAUAGCCCUGAGCUAUUUUUGUCAUUUUGUUAUAGGAAUCUCCAUUAAUAAUCAAAAAAGCAUCUUCACUACUAUUAAAUUAAUCAAUUACAUAAACAAAUAGACAUACCUAGAGAGAAGGUCAAAAGCAUGGCCAAUCCUCUGAACCUCACUUCCAACUCAUUCUUCUUCAUCUUCACCUUAACCAUCCUCUAUGUAGCUUACACCUUCCCUAGACUCCAACCAAACCAAACCAACCUCGUCUUCUACGUCCACGACCACUUCACCGGCGAAGACUCCACAGCAGCCACUGUUGCUGGUAAAACCGGACCCACCUCAAGUAUCCUACGCUUCGGCACCGUGGCAAUAGUCGAUGAUCCAGUAACAGAAGGACCAACAACAGAUUCAACACUCAUCGGUAGAGCUCAAGGCGUGUACAUAAACUCACAGCUUGAUGGCAAAGCGUUGUACAUGGUUUUCUCAGUUAUAUUCACAGCUGGUGAGUUCAGAGGAAGUAGCUUAGAGAUUCAAGGAUCUGAUAUAUUUGGACUGAAGGAACGAGAAUUUGGAAUUGUUUCUGGCACUGGUUAUUUUCGGUUUGUUAAAGGAUAUGGAAUUAUGGAAACAGAGUUCAUGGAUUUAGUUAAUCUCAGAGCCACUCUUAAACUCAAUGUAACAGUUAAACAUUAUUAGAACUUAGAAAGUUUAAACAAGAAUAGUUAAUUGGAGUAGUUGUAAUCUACAUCAGCAAAUAUGCAAAAGUUAUGAACCUUUG